Molecule: messenger RNA, 1729 nt
Organism: Gastrolobium bilobum
Lineage: Eukaryota; Viridiplantae; Streptophyta; Magnoliopsida; Fabales; Fabaceae
Exons: 3
Source: RefSeq, a predicted model, not a curated record
AUGGAACAGAAAAAACCAACCGAGCAACUUCUCUUGACUCAAUCAGGUCAAAGUUGCUCCAUUUGUGGAGGUCCUCAUGAAUCUGAGGACUGUAACAAUUUGGCUGCUGUGUGUUAUGCAGGUGGUUACGAUAAUAACAACAGGAGCAAUGAUAAUUAUCAAGGGAACAAAAACCGGGGAUGGAAGAGUCAGAAUAAUGUUGGAGGUAGUGGAGGAAAUUACCAGAACCGACCCACAUAUCCCAGGCAGAACCAUCAAAACUGGGAUAAGGGUGAAGGGAAGUCCCAAUCCUUUGAGACUUUUAGACAACCAGGGACACUCCCUAGUGACACAGAAAAACCGUCCCAGGAAACCCAGGAGCGUUGUAAUGCUAUAAGCUUACGAGAUGGAAAAACUCUGCCACCUCCAGAUUUAGUGGCACGAUCUCGUAAACGCAAACUAGCAAGACAACCUAUGGAAGAAGGAGUUGAGGAAGCUACUGACCCUCAACCCCUUGAAGCUCAGAUAGAAUCAAGGGAGAAGGUCCAGAACGAUGAUCUCACUAAAGUCACACCAGGUUCCACAACAUCUGGAGCAGAUGUUGGCGCAAUAAAAGAUAAUGAACCAGUUUCAGUCCCAACUUAUGUUCCACCAUGCAAAAAGAGGAGUGAACCAAUUGAGCCUCCUUUUCCACAGAGGUUAAAAAAACAACAUGAAGAUAGGCAGUUUAGCAAGUUUUUAGACUUGUUGAAACAACUUCACAUAAAUGUCCCUCUGGUGGAGGCUCUGGAACAAAUGCCUUCGUAUGCAAAAUUUAUGAAGGACGUUUUGUCAAAAAAAAGAAGGAUUGAGGAAUUUGAGACUGUAGCCCUCACUGAAGAAUCAUGCAAAUACCUGACUAAGAUUCCUCCCAAACUGAAGGACCCUGGAAUAUUCACCAUCCCGUGUACAGUUGGGAAGAACUACCUUGGUCGAGCACUUUGUGAUCUGGGCUCGAGUGUAAAUUUAAUGCCAGCUUCUAUCUUCAAACAGCUUGACAUAGGAGCAGCAAGACCAACCACAGUCACUCUUCAGCUUGCAGACCGAUCCAUAGCCAAACCAUUCCUAGCCACUGGUGAUGCUGUCAUAAACGUCACAAAAGGCGAACUAUCCAUGAGUGUAAAUAGAGAGGAGGUGAAGUUCAAUGUCAUGAAAGCAAUGAAGUUUGAUGAAGAUAGCACUGAGGAAUGCUCUAGCAUUUCAACUCUUGACUUGAUCAUAAGAGAAGAACAGCAGGAGCAGUUGCAGUCAGAAAUAGGCAUGAAGGACUUUGACGAAUUGGAGGAAUACCUUGCGUCCAUUAAUUCCAUUCAUAUUGGGGACAAGAGAGAAAGGAUCUUCGAAUCCUUGAACCGAUCGGAGCAAGAGCAAAGACCAAAUUUUCCCUCAGUAGAGCAACCGCCUUCCUUGGAGUUAAAGCCUUUACCUGAACACCUGAAGUAUAUUUAUUUGGAUAAAGAAAACACUCUCCCUGUGAUUAUUUCUUCUUUACUAACCCAUGAACAGGAACUUCAGCUCACACAGAAGCUUAAGGAAUACAGAGGAGCAAUCGGUUGGACCAUGGCUGAUAUAAAGGGAAUUAGCCCAACAAUCUGCAUGCAUAAAAUUUUGCUCCAAGAUCCUGACAGCUCAUCUAUGGAGCAUCAAAGGAGGCUGAACCCCAAUAUGAAAGAGGUGGUAAGAAAGAAAAUCAUCAAAUGGCUUGAUGCAG